This is a messenger RNA of Phytophthora nicotianae INRA-310, 111 nucleotides long. RefSeq lists its product as hypothetical. The transcript is spliced from 2 exons. NCBI's taxonomy places the organism in Eukaryota, Oomycota, Peronosporomycetes, Peronosporales, Peronosporaceae. The coding region runs from base 1 to 111 and encodes 36 amino acids. The record is from RefSeq and is a predicted model, not a curated record.
AUGAUGAUGGAUAUCAUCAAUCGGAAGAUCUACAAGAAUGUUAUCAAGUAUACGGAUGCAUACGUUGUUAUCGAUGAUACCAAGUGGGAUCAUAUUCUGAUCAAGGAAUGA